This is a messenger RNA of Mercurialis annua (annual mercury), 4607 nucleotides long. Its product is annotated as pentatricopeptide repeat-containing protein At3g61360. Gene Ontology annotation, cellular component: chloroplast. The coding region runs from base 202 to 1710 and encodes 502 amino acids. NCBI's taxonomy places the organism in Eukaryota, Viridiplantae, Streptophyta, Magnoliopsida, Malpighiales, Euphorbiaceae. The record is from RefSeq and is a predicted model, not a curated record. The transcript is spliced from 5 exons. Gene Ontology annotation, molecular function: protein binding.
UAGCCCAUGGGACUAUUCUGGUCUAUAGAGCCGCAACGUUGUCUCCCUCACUUUCUCCUGUCAUCGGCUUUCCUAGUGAGCUAAGCAGACACAGUUUCAUCUCUCUGCAGACUAGCCAUAGUUGUACCAGCUUUAGGUAGUGUUGUCUGAAAUGCAAGACUUGUAGUAAUUUUAGUUUUCCAACAAGCCUGCAACAUCACAAUGCACUCCCUUUGUAAGCAUCUUUCACAAAUUCCUACCAUGAGACCUUCAAUCUUUGUUCUUGUUGCCUGCAAAUCAUUCAGUGUUUCUGAAGUUGAAAGAGUUACCAGCCUUAUUAAUGAUAGCCCGUUUCCCGGCAAACCCUUACACCUCGCCCUUUCGAAAUAUAUCCAACCUGCCGCACUUUCCGCUGAUUUCGUAGAAAAUGUGCUCGGCUCCCUCUUUGCAGCUCACUCCAAUGGCCUUAAAGCCUUGGAGUUUUUCAGAUUUUCUCUUCGUCAUUCUGUUCCGAGUUCGUUUUCGUUUGAAAUGACCCUUCACAUCCUUGUGCGGAUGCGCUAUUUUGAGAAAGCUUGGGAAUUCAUGGGGGAUAUUGGAAAAACGCACCCUUCCUUGCUUACGCUUAAGUCAAUGAGCAUUAUACUGUCUAAAAUUGCUAAGUUUCAGUCGUAUGAAGAUACCCUUGAAGCAUUUGAGAGGUUGGAGAAGAAAGUUUUUGUUGGACACAAAUUUGGUACUGAAGAGUUUAAUGUGCUUCUUCAAGCAUUUUGUACUGAGAGAGAGGUGAAAGAGGCACGAUCUGUGUUCCAAAAGAUGCAUCAUCGGUUUACUCCCAAUAUUAAGACCAUGAAUAUCUUGCUGUUGGGUUUCAAGGAAGCAAGAGAUAUUACUGCUAUGGAACUGUUUUACCAUGAGAUUGUUCGGAGAGGGUUCAAGGCAAAUUCUUCAACGUAUAAUAUCAGGAUCGAUGCUUAUUGUAAGAAAGGUUAUUUUGGUGAUGCUUUGCGGAUUUUUGAAGAAAUGGAACAUGCUAAUUUCCCGCCUUCUCUGAAAACAAUCACUACUUUGAUUCAUGGGUCAGGAAUUGCUCGAAACAUAAAUAAGGCCAGACAGUUGUUUAAUGAAAUCGGCGAGAGAAACUUGCAGCCUGAUACUGGAGCUUAUAAUGCUCUGAUCAGCUCACUGGUUAAGUGUAGAGAUAUCAUUUCAGCCAUGGAGUUUAUGAAUGAGAUGGAAGAGAGGCAUAUUAUGCAUGACAAUGUCACCUAUCACACAGUUUUCUUUGGAUUAAUGAAACAGAACGAUGUGGAGAAAGUUUGUGAUUUUUACAAAAGGAUGAUCAGCAGAAAUUUUGUUCCAAAAACACGAACAGUGGUUAUGUUGAUGAAGUUCUUUUGUGUAAAUAGUCGGCUUGAUUUGGGUAUGGAAUUUUGGAAGUACAUGUUGGAGAAGGGAUAUUGUCCUCAUGGUCAUGCAUUAGAUCUGUUAGUAACAGGACUGUGCUCUCGGGGGAGGCUGCAAGAAGCUUUUGAAUGCUCAAAGCAAUUUGUGGAGAGAGGGAUGCGUAUGAGUGAUUCACUACACCGAAUGUUGGAAAGGUAUUUACAACAAUCUGAUAGCCCAGACAAGUUGAAGGAGCUCAACCAAAUGAUCAAAAAUCUGCAUUCUGUUUUGCCCCCAUCCAAGGGGCAUGCAUUGGCUUAUUCUUUCACCACUGCUAUAAAGUAAUAUUCUCUUCUAACAUUAUUUAGCUCAAUGUUGUAAUGAAGUUUUGUUUUUUAUAUAAAGGCUUAAUUGCGUAUCAGUGUCUUCUAUGCUGUAGCUGAAUUAGUUACCAAACAAAGCCAAUAAAAAAAAUGUAUUGAGGCCAUGACUUAAAAUGCAAUGAACCGGUAUGUUAAUUUUUUCAAUUAAUUGAAGUUGGUAGAAAUAAACAUGACAUAAAUCAAUGCUGAGUUUUUUUUGCAAUGCCUUCUGUUUGGUUACAUAUGAAAAAUGGGAUCCUUGAUAUAGUAUUCAAAGAGAACCUUCUUAUGUAAUGUACUGCAGUUUUUUUGUUAUACCCUGCUAGAGUCUUGGCAAAUACUGAAAGCUCUAUAAUUUUUUUAUCCAACUGUGAAAGUGAAUUAUAUUUGAGGAAUCCGAAAUUGCAUAAAUACAAUAUAGUUAGUACCCAGUAAAAUCUAAUCCUUUUCUAGCAUUGAUUUACUUUUACAUAUAUGGAGCUGAAGACAGCAGAGCACAAAAUUAUGGAUCUGUGAACUUACAGUUGUUAGUCUUCCAGUGCCUCAAUUUUUCGCAUCAUGAGCAUAUGACAAUUUCACAUGGAUACAGCAAGCUAGCAAUUUAUCGUCACCAGACACCAGCUAUGAGUAAUAUGGCUGCUGGAAGGAGUGCGCUGAAUGGUUUGCAGGCUCACUCUCCAUAAUGACUGUUAAAAGCUGCAAUUUCAAAUGAGACUCUAGGAGUGAUAACGGAAAGCAGUGCGGAAAAAUUCAAAUGUAGUGGAUUAAAGAGGUACAUCGAACAUCUCUAUAUAUGUGAUCUAUAUGUGAUCUAUUUAUAAGCUAACUCAGACGUAGACUCCCAAAAUACUCGAAUUCAUCUCAACUAUUAUACCAAGUUAAGUUUGAGCCUGGUCAAAUAGAAGAAUAGUGAGUCCACUUGAGUUCUAAUAUUUUAAUACUUGAAAAUGUGCCUCACAAACUUAAUCUACUAUAAUGCUUUUUAUUUAAUUUCAAAGGGUAGAUAUAUGUGUAUUUGGUUGACGAAUUUUGAAUGAGCUCGAAUUUGAACUUACUCAACUAUAUUCAAGCAUCAAUCAAUUAUGAAUUUUUUUUUAUUGAUGUAAUUAUAAAAAACACUACAAUUAUAAAAAAAAAAUAAGUUUUAACUAAAAUUAUCAGUAAUUAGAAAAUAAAUAAGUGAUAAUGGGGGCAGGGUAAGAAUUUGAAUGGGUAGUUAGAACAUUGGAGAUACUGAUUUUACUAAAUCAUUUGCUAUAGUUUCCUUGUUGGAGUGAUAGAAACCCUAAGUGGAUUCUUCAUGACCAUAGUGAAUUCUUGAGUCUCAGACAGAUCGACCUGAUAUCCAUUCCCUUCCUUCCAUUCAAAAUCUCUCACCAAAUUUGCUACAAAAUAUUGAAGAUGAAGCGUUGCAAUAGAAAUCGCAGGACAAACUCUUCUUCCUGCACCAAAUGGCAUCAUCUUGAUCUCUCUAAUGCCUUUUACAUCAAACGCUACUCCCUCAUUCAUAAACCUUUCGGGUUUAAACUCCAUUGGAUCUUCCCACACUUUCGGAUCCCACGCCAUUUCCGCUACUGUAAAAUUCACUAUAGCGUCCUUUGGUAUGUCGUAGCCAUCAAAUUUGGUGUCUUUUGUCACUGCUCUUGGCAAUAUGAAGUGCCCAGGAGGAUGUCGUCGGAGUGUUUCUAAAAUUACUGCCUUCAAAUACGCCAUUUUCUUAACCUCUUCUUCUUCUAUUUCCUUAUAGCUAUCUGCUUCUGUCGUGUUUUUAAUUUCUUGCAAUAGUUUAUCUUGUAUUUCUUGUUUCUUCACUAAAUUAGCCAUUACCCAUUGUAAUGUAGUGGUUGAAGUAUCUGUUCCCCCAUUGAUGAAUUCCGAACAUAAGCUCACCAAUUCUCCAUCUGAUAACUCUCUUGUUAUUUUACCAUCUGGAACCCGAAGAUCGAACAGUGAAUCGACAUAGAAUAUGUUAUUAUUCACACCAUACUUGUGUUUUUCUCUUCUCGCUUUGAUAAGCGGGAGGAGAACUAUUUCUUGCUUUCGACGAAUUUCUAAAACCUCUUUCCAUAGUUUUCGAAACACAAUCUUUCCUAAGUUGGGGAUGAAAUUUAGGACAUUGAAUCUAAUAAAAUUGGUGAUGGAAGCACGUAGCGCAACCUCAAUCUCUCUAAUCACAUGCUCUUCCGGUUGCUCACCAAAACAUAUGUACACUAACAAGCAAAACAUGGCAAACUGAAAAUGCUCGACAACAACAAUAUCUUUGUUGUCUGCUUGUGCUGCUGCAAUAAGUUUUGUCUUGAGUACACCGAGUGCCCAUUUGCGGCCGUCGGAGUAUAAAUGCAAACGGGAAGGAUGAAGAAGAGACAUGAAAUUUUUACGAAGCAAGUGCCAGAGAGAGCCAUAAGGAGCAGUACUGAGAGUAUGUUGCUUGCUGAAGAAGACACUAGAGGAGGUAAGAGCAGAAGGGCGGUUAGCAAAGAGCGAACCAGUCUGUACAAGGGCUCGAUGUGCUGCUUCAUGAGUGGUUAUAAAAAUGGAAGGUCGAGAACCCAGGUGAAGGGUCACGAUAGGACCGUAUUUGGCGCGCAAUUGACGAAGAACCGGCUCCAUUGAAGAAAAGUUGUUGGAGGAUUUGAGCAUCCACAAGAAAUUUCCUAAAACGGGAACGGUGGGAGGUCCUGGUGGUAGGUUUCUGGUAUGGAAAAAGAGACGAACAAACCUUCCGAGUAAAGCCGACAUACAAAGAAAGGUAAUGACUAUAAGCCAUGGCUCCAUUUCUGAAUAAAAUUUACAAUUUUGUUUCUGUAAUGAAAAAGGAAAAGCUUUGCAAUAUAAAUACUACAAAAAAGAUCUCUAUAAAUGCGUAAUUUGUUUGUAACA